AUGGCUUACUAUCCAUUCUACCCAGCAAGGAUGAGAGAUUUUCGCGUCAGUUCUUUGCUGGAAGGUUGUUCGCAGUUUAUUCCUGGCGUACCAGGGAGUGGGUCGUCGAUUCCGAAUAAUUUGAAUUCAAACGGGCCGUUUCCAUAUUCACCGUACCAUCCGACACAAAUGGCGAAACAGCCAUCUCACUUCGGACCAGGUUCCAUGCCGGGACCUCCACAGCAAGUCCAUAUGCCUGUUCACGAUUCCGAGUACGAAAAUAUCCAAGUCAAUUUGGAAAACAAGGAGCUUUGGCAGACUUUCGACAAGGAGAAAACAGAAAUGGUUAUUACCAAGGCAGGAAGGUAUAGAAAAUAUAUGUAUUCUCUUGUGACCAGUAAAGCCCGGCCGGUUGUUGUGCGGUUGAUAUAAGCUCCUGGAAUUUCGCAUCGAAGGAAUUGUGUCGAUUUAAACGCCUAGCGGUCUCGAAGCGAUGCAAAUGCCAGUUUAAACCGACAAUUUUGUCUGCAAAAAAGCUAAACAAUCCCCCCAUGAACACAUUGACUCCUUAGGUGUAACGCCAUUAACCCCGCGGACCAGGAACCGUUGUUGAUUUCAUCACCCAUGUUUAUUUCAAUCGGCCCGUGGCUAACAGUUUCGUUUUUCUGUCAACAGGCGAAUGUUUCCGCCGAUUAAAGCACGCGUGACCGGCUUGGACCCUAGAGCGAAGUACUUUUUUCUCAUGGACAUUCAGCCCGUGAACGAUGUUCGAUACAAGUUUCAUAACUGUAGAUGGAUGGAGGCGGGCAAAGCUGAUCCUGAGAUGCCUAAACCACUGUAUAUGCAUCCUGAUUCCCCCAGCACUGGGGCACAGUGGAUGCAGAAAACAAUCUCGUUUCAUAAAAUGAAACUUACCAACAACAUAGCGGACAAAUACGGCUACGUGAGUUUCUUUAAGCCUUUGAAAUCCCGUCUUUUUAUUCGUUUUUUAUCAUCUAUCGAUUUGCCGUCACAUCUGUAAUUAUUUUUGUUUGUUGAUUGUUGUUGAUGGCCGAUUUAUCUCUUUAUUUACUUCUUUUUUUUCUUCUCUUUCUAUUAGACAAUUUUGAAUUCUAUGCACAAGUACCGUCCUAGAAUUCAUGUUGUAAGAGCGGACGACACAUACAAACAUCCCUACAGCAUUUACAAGAUUUUCACAUUUCCUGAAACAGAAUUCAUUGGAGUGACGGCUUAUCAAAAUGAGAAGGUUCGUGUUAAAGCUCACUGUUAAUUACUACUUUCCAGUUUGUGUUGAAAAUCAAAUCGUCAUUUUGUUUUUAAAGUGGUUUGGUAAUCGUAAGUUCGAUUUGGCUUAAGAGGGAGUUUGGAGUAUUUGUAUUUUUAUUCAAGAAAGCUUUUGAGCUUUGUUGUUGAAUUGAUAGCUAUUCAUAUAUCUGUUAAAGCAAAAAAAAAAAAAAAAGAAAGAAAUUAACGUAAUACGCUAUAAACAAGUAGAGUUAUCUAGCAAAAGGGGAACAUGAGUAAGAAAAUUUGUGGAAUAAAUUUUUCGUAUUGUAGUAGAUUAAAAAGAUGCGCGAUCUCGUUCUCAUAGUUCUAUGUGAAUAGAAAUCUUUGUUUCACUUACAACUCCAAAAUUUUGACAGGGUUGGGGCAUAAGUUUCAAGACCCUUAAACAACAUCGUCAAUUUCAAAGUAGUUUAUGUCGAUUUCUUCCUAAUUUGUACUGUUUUAUUGUGGGGCUUUAAACGCAGUUCUAGAACGUUCUCUGGUAAGUGAGGAAAUUCUGGUCUUACAGAUAGCUUCCAGUAUGAAUGGUCACUGAAUACCUUUCUUCCGACAUAAGAAAAGGAAAAAUGAUUCUCUGCGGCUUAGGGUGUUUACGUUUCUUCUGAGAUGACAAAAGUGGUUUGUAUGAUUUGAACACUUAUAAAGACUUUCCAGGAAUUAACUGAGUGUUUCUACGGACAUAGCACGUUGUGUUAAUCGUUCUUUCACAGGCCCAACCUGGCCCCUUGCAUUAUUAAAUUAUUCCUCGUCUCAAACUUUUUCAUCCGACUGACUGGAUUUUAUUUUUCUUUUGACAGAUAACUAAGCUGAAAAUCGACAACAACCCUUUUGCGAAAGGUUUCCGCGAGCAAGGAGCAGGACAUCGUAGGCGGCUUGAACGAAGGUACGAAAUGAUUUUGUUCUGUAAAGUAACACCAGUUUGUUUGAGCUUCCUUUUCACUCGGGCCUCUUACAACUCUGUUAAUCUUUUUCACUAAACGCUGGCCCCUUGGGUACAAAAACUUAAUACCUGAGGCGAAGGCCUCAAAUUUCUUGGUACAAAGAAACAUGAAAAAACAACUGUUUUGACACACAAAGCCGCGAACGAGCCACAAUAACUUGUCCAGCGUGCGCGAUUUUCACACGUUCUUUAUCACCUUUCCUCAUUCAUCUUGAAGGCAACGAAGUAACCCUGGUGGGUCCUUACACGAUGAAGACGAUGAAAAUAACAGCGAAGACGAGGAAAGCGGCAAAGAGCCGGGGGCUUGUGGUUCCACAAACGACAUUCACUCCGGUAAGCUCAAAUUUUUCUUUAUUGCUGCGGCCCGGGCUGCGGCCUUCUUUGUAUCAAUAGCCGCCAGCGCCUUCAAAGAAAAAGCGACUCAGUGCGGUUCGUCAGACGCCAAAUUCAGUUCGGUAAAACGGUGAUCAACUCUAAAGAAGUGGAACUCGUUGGGGUUCUGUUAUGUUUGCGAUUAUUUCCUCACUUAAAUACACCAUUAAUUUUUAUUUCUGGCUCGAAAAUCGCUCCGAUCUACAUCAAUAAUUACUGUCGUCGAACGCGUUGAUGCAUCGCUAGAUUUUGCAGUUUCGUCUUAAAACGCAUUUACCGUUGCUUUGACUUAUUAAGGCUAGGAAGUAACGUCAGGCUGGAUUGCAUUAUUCCUUCCAUUGAAGGAUAAAAAAACUCGUGCAAGAAAAUUAAUUGAAACGAAUGAUUCAAAGUGGAUGGUAACAGCUGUAUCAGUAUUAACGUUUUCACUAAAAACAAAAAAAGAAAAAGAGUGGUUUUAGAGUGACUUAAAAACAGCCCUCGUUUUUUGUUAAUAUUAGUGAUACAGGUAGAGAUUAUUUGCCUUCUUGAAUUAAGAGGCAAGGUUUAUUCCUAAGCAACGGAUUAACGUUUAACGGCCUUUCUUUUGGAAGAUCAAUAUCUUUUCUUUUUGGUUUGUUCAAAGCGUUCUAUAACUCGCUCAAUCAUGGCGAAAUUGGUUUGACUAAUUAUUUAAACAUUUUUCUCGUUAGUCAAAGUCCCACUUGUAAAAGUUAAGGCGCUCUUAGUAUAACUUAUAAAACAUUUGUUUAUUGUUUGACAGGAUCUUCUGAUCUCUACAGGGGAGUUCUUUUAAUUAUUGUUCCUUUCGAUUCCUUGAUGAAGUAGAUUUUAAAUACCCCCUUUAGUGCUAGAAUUUUCAGGACGAUGUUCGCGGAGGAAUAUAUAACCACAAACAGCUAUAAAGCUUCCCUAUUAUAUUUCUUUAGCCUUUAACCAUAAUUUUCGCCAUCAUUGUAAAUAUCUCACUGAAUUCAGCACCAAACGUGCCAUUUAUCAAAGUGACAGAAACAGAGCUAGCCACUGUUUCUAACUAUUUACCAACGUUUUGUCGGGAAUUCAACUUCACUGAUUUAUUUUUAGGAACUUCAAAAAGGAUGCGGUUAGUCAAAGUAUCUUUCCUCGCUUAACAGUUAGAAAGGCGUGUCAAAAACCCGUUUGACGGGAAAAAAAUUCUCAAUAUUGUUGUUGCUUUGUUCCAGAUGGCUUGGAGGAAAUUUCAUUUCCGUAUAUUUCUCGAUGUAUAGAUUGGGUGCUAGUGUUUGCGUGCUCAAGUGUGAAAGAUUGGAAGCUCUUAAUUCUGUUCAUAUACAGUGUCCUUACACAAGGUGUAAAUACAUCACAUCCUUCAAAACAAUCAACUUUGAUUGAGAAUUGCUUACAAGGUUCUUUUAGAGUUUGGGAUAUUCAAGAGGGACUUUAAAAAGUUUGAUUCAAAAAGCCUUUCUGCAUCGAUUUCAAAAUCUAUCCCUUUGAUUUGAUUCAGGUUUCUAAAAAUGUCCUGUAGUUUUUACUCUAGUAGAUGGAUUGCAGAGUGGAAUUAUUCUUGCUUUUUUUAGUCUUUUAUAUGGCCAACAGAAAUGUAUUUCGAAAGUGGGCGUGGAAAGUUUAGUUUUCACGGGAUGGGAGUCCCAAAGAAGAAUAAAUAAUUUUGCUUUUCCACUGGUAAAACUAAAAGAGAUGCAAAUUGGAAACCACUCUUAUUUGCUUUUAAGGCAAAAUAGAAAACAAGGUUAAAUUCUUAUUGAUGGCAACGUGUAAAUUUCUUCAACCCAUUUAGGCAAGACGUUGACAGCUUUAGCAACUAAUGAACGAAAACUUUUAGACGUUAAGCUGAAAAAUGUUCUGCUUUUGUUCCCAAACGAACCAUCUUCACACGCGUUACAAACUGUGCUGGUCCCGAAUAGAUGCUCAUUAGCUUAUUAAAAACAGACGUUUUCAAAAACUCGUUUAAAAAAAGCCACCGAACUGGCCUGGAAAAGUUUUGUCAAUCAGUGUCGCACAAAGUUGCAUUAAAACAUAACAAUAUUUCGACAAGUACAAUACGUGCGAAGUGUGAGAUAGCUCUUUCUGUUGAUAUAUGUAGUGAUUUGAUUCUAUCGAGACCAUGCCAAACUCUGAUUGCGUUUUGAAUAAAACCACAAAUGAAGGGAAGGUGUUCAGCCUUCUCGUAUCAAAUACCAAACUAAAUUGUUCCAUGUUUUUAUUAGAACCUUUUACUUAAAUAGAAAGUGUUCUCCAUUAAAAGUGUUUUCCAUAGCGUUCGCCUGAAAUAUAACAAUAGAGUUGUUGGCGCUCGUAAUGAAACAUCGAACCGCCCACAUAAUGAAUCGAAAAUGUGUCCAUGAAAACGCCACACUUUGUCGCAGGUGCGGAGGAGAAAAAUCUGCCUUACAUAACAGACUACUUAGCCAUCUGGCAUUCUUACUUUUAAGCAGAAUUUCGUGAAAAAUUUUCCUUGAAAAACGCUUUUUCAGCAUAUCUUUUAGCUCGAAUUGAAUGGGUAACUCGUUUUGACAGCCGCACCACUUUUCCAAUCACAUGUGGAAAGAGAUUUAUCGAUUGUGCACCAUGGUACACAAUGCAUUCGCCUCCAAAAUUCACCAGCUAAAAAAAAUUAAAACAAAACUGUUAAAAGGAAACAAAAAAUUUUAAAGAAAAGGGAAAAGGACCUCGGGUUUAAUUUUUUUUUUUUUUUUUUUUACAAAUGGUGCGUCUUUGCAAUUUGUUUUGUCAACUUAGGCAUUCAUUAAACACCAGGUAUCUAGGAAACACUAAGACCAGGAAAAAUGUUUUUAACUUUGUUGUUUGCGAAGCUGUCAAUCGAGGCGUUUGUCUCUCAGUAACGCAGCAAUAGAUCAUUCAGGUUUUUAUCGUCACCAAACAAUCAUCUUUUUCGCUGGAGCGAAGCGCAACUUUAAGCACCUAUUUUGAUUCUUGUAUUCGUGUUGAAGGUGAGUGAGAUCACGUUACCGAGAAAUGUUAGGUUCUUAUUCAUCACAUUAAAGUAUCGACCCCAAUUUCCUUUUAUUUGCCUUAGUAUUUUCUCCAUCGCUUAAUUUACAUUUCGUCCGAAGAUUCGUCUCAGUGUACAAUAAAUUAUCCAUGUUUUAAUUUUAUAAUUCUACUCCCGGUCAGUUUUGCCACGAACUCUUAGUCCCGGGUGACCCAUCUACACUCUGUGUGUAUGUUUUGUAGUCAUUACGGAUAAUGUAAUUGAAUGGCGUUUAAGUUCGAGAAUUCUUCUCUGUUUACUUUAGUUUAUUUACUUGUUGCUGGAUUGUAACUAAAGAUUCGAUAAUGUUUUCAUCAGAAACGUCCGAUUUUGAACGUACCACCAUCCCCCCUACCCAAAAAAGAAACACUUGUGGUUCCAGUCACAACAUUUAAUAGUUAGUAUUUGAAUCAAGGGUCUUAAAGAUUGAACCCAGUUAGCCUUGAAAUAAUAUCUGGUUUAUUUUAAGUAAUGAAAGCGUUUUAAUUAUUUAUAUCCGAUUGCCAACAAAUCCUUCUAUCCUUGUCUUGGUAGUUUCUUUUAAAAGAUGUUAGUUGCUAAGCCAUGUAAAGUAUUUGCAGAGAAUUUUGCUUAUUACGCCAUUGAAUGGAGAACAAAAAUACACCAAACAAUUCAAACUGUCACAAAACCAUUUUCCCUCAGAAUAUUAAGACUCAAUAGUAAUCAACGCGAUUCAACAAGAAACUAGAGUCACUCGAAAUGUAAACUAACACACGUGCGCCUAUAAAUUUUUCUUGGCUGAAUGUCGGGAGUCCAAUGAGAACUGUAUAUGUUUGACAGAAAUGGUCAAUUUAUUUAUUAGUCUUUAUCAUCUAUGAUCCUUGUGAAGUCUUAAAAGUUUAAGGUCAGAAAAAUCGGGUGAAUAGUUGAUUGUUGAACGAGCAACGCGCGACCUUUUAAUUUUAUUACAGCGAGCUUAAGUUAGAAUGGGGUCCUGGUUUUUCUUUUCUCUUUUUUCGUUCCUAUCCAAAAGUAAACUCUUUUUAAAUCACUGACGAGCUGGAAAAUGUGUAAAUAAAGGUACCGGAAAGGAAGCUUUUGAAAUGUAAUAAUUAAUAUUUCAGCUGCAGUAAACAAUUAGUGAAAAGAAACUUUGAAAUGAAAGGCAUUAUUAUCUACCUCGGCAGUGUGUUGACUCUUGAAAUGCAAUCUUUGACGCUAUCUUCUUGUCCAAACUUUUUCAAAGUUUUUCUCUGACGACGGCCUAAUUUGACAAUUAACCUCUGCCCCUCUGAGUUGAAAUAAAAGUUUUUUUAAUUUUUCCCAAAGCGUUUAUCUUAAUGUUGGUUGAAAAAUUCAAGAUCGUGACUAUUUAUCGUGUUUACUUUCUAUAGUUAAGGGUCUGUAACAAACGCGGUUAUACGUAAAAACCAGGCUAAGGCACUGGCUAAUACAAACCUUUAGAAUUCAACGCAUCUUGACUUUUUCAAUACAAUUGUAAAGGCUUUUGUAUUUAUUGUUUUUCUACACCACCAUCAAGUCUAAUUGCUAGCACUCGAUAACAAAAACACACACACAUUGAAAAACGCAUUACAAUUUUUAGUUUCAGUAUAACAGGAUUUGUUUCUUAAUCCUUGUAUCAACAAAUGUCAAAAGACCAGAAGUAUAAACUUGUAGAAGCCUCUGGGUACUGUUUAUCAUGUCCUGCUAGCUCACUCUAAACUUUUGAGUCUGUGGACUAUGAACUUAAUGUUUCAGUAAAACAAUUAAAGCCGAACGGAAGCUAUUGAGUUCCUUCUUGCUGCGUUGUGAGUUAUAAUAUACAAGAUCAUUGAUAUACAAGAGCGUGCGGUACAUAUUAUAUUUGACCAUUCAAUUUAAAGCCACUGAGGAGUACUUUUUUGGUACUGUUUAUCAAUCUGACCACUUGAAUAAAAUCCCACUAAAAGUGUUUUCUUGUUUUCUUGUGGCACGACUGUGUUUGGUCCUCUAAAGGUGGGCCGCGUCUCCUACUAACUUCUAUUUUUUUUCGGAAAGCCUAUUUGUGCGCAAGUUGUCAUGUAGUAGAAAGUGUUUGUGACCAUUUAACUGAAAUUUACAGAGUAUUAACUGCUUGUGAAAUGCAUCUUUUCAUUUUACAGUCUAGUACAUUAAGAUUGUUUUGGUCAGUUUUGAUCUUUUUGGCCAACUGCAUGAGUUCGCGCCAUUGACAAAGGAGAUGCCUUUUUCAUUUUCCGCCGCACAGCACGUGUUUAAACAUUACACAGCUUAGGAAAUUAACUAAGAAAUACUAGUUCACACCCUGUUUUGUCCUAAUAAUGGAGCUUACAAGUUUUAACAGAUUUUCCUUUAAAUGGUCAGAGGACUCAAUCCCAAACUAUAUAAUUUAAUUUUCUUCUAAUAUUGCAUGCGAUUAUUAUUUGCCUCUUAGAUGUAAUUAGGAAGGUUUCUAUAUUAUAUUUUAUAUGUAGAAUGUAAACUCAAACGUUUCAAUUCAGUCAAGCUUUUUCAAGUACAUUUUGUGAUGUCCACCGUACUUCUUGCGUGGUCAUAACCAUACCAGCUGAGACAAUGGUGGAGAAUAGGACUAAAUGUUGACUGUAAGGUCAAAAGAGCAAUUCAUAUAAAGACUUCUGGGGAAUUUUGCCUCUACAAACUGACAGAGCAUAAUUGUGUCUGUUACAUUGUGUGGGAGAGGAUUUGCAUCUUCGACUGUUCCUGAAUAGACUUUCCUCUGCCUCUGUUUACUCCAAGGCGUGAAUUUAAUCAAAGGGUUUAUUCAGCAGUGCCUAGCUUUGUGCUGUUUGCCAAAGGUUUAAAAGAAAAGUGCUAAUAAAUAUUAAAUAGUAAUAAAAACUACAUCGCACUAAUUAUUGUGGUUCAGUUUAUGCCAUUUGCUGUUUACCAAACGACUAAUAUUCUGAGCAAUUAUCUUUGACCUUCAAAUAAACACUAACGCUUAUCAAUGCCCCGCCUUUUUUUCAGGUUCCUCGGCAGCAGAAAACUCCGUAGUCGGUCUUCCUUCAUCACCUGAGGACAUUAAACCAGUGAUACAAGUCGACAAAGGUCGCUCCUGUGCGAACACUCUGAGUCACUCUCCCUCUCCUGUACAAAAAGCUCUUCCUGCACCAGAUAUCUUACAUCAUAGUCAACCGUUUAGCGACUUUUCGCGUCCGUCCACUCUACACAUCCCAGAGGAUAGCAAACCAGUGAUUUUACCACCAAAUUCCAGCGAAAGUGUUCCGUUCUCGUCCCAGUCACACUUAAAACUUUCAAGUGCGCGGGCAAUGCACAUGGACAUGCGCUAUAGCCCUUAUCCAAGACCUGCCUACCCAAUGGGUGGCAUGCCUUCGAGCUUCCUUCCACAUGCGCAUGGACACAUGUACCCGUCAUACAGUGUCCCACAAGCUGCUUACCCAUCAUGCCAAGUAGGCCAAAGCUACCCACCAUGCACUGUGAACCAACAGAGCUUUGGCUACCCCGCAACAGUAACCUCGUCGAGUAUGUUCGAGCUGACCAGCGGUAGUACAACUUCGGAGCUACCAGCAGCCCUGGACCUACAGGGAUCAGUGGACAGAACUCCUGGAAUGGAGCACAGAACGACAUAA
Porites lobata is the source of this 9142-nucleotide messenger RNA. NCBI's taxonomy places the organism in Eukaryota, Metazoa, Cnidaria, Anthozoa, Scleractinia, Poritidae. The record is from the annotation of a GenBank genome assembly.